Lottia gigantea (owl limpet) is the source of this 7430-nucleotide messenger RNA. RefSeq lists its product as hypothetical. Lineage: Eukaryota; Metazoa; Mollusca; Gastropoda; Lottiidae. Gene Ontology annotation, molecular function: heme binding; superoxide-generating NAD(P)H oxidase activity; calcium ion binding. Gene Ontology annotation, cellular component: NADPH oxidase complex; plasma membrane. The coding region runs from base 267 to 5015 and encodes 1582 amino acids. The record is from RefSeq and is a predicted model, not a curated record. Gene Ontology annotation, biological process: defense response; response to oxidative stress; superoxide anion generation. The transcript is spliced from 37 exons.
CGUUUUGGUGAUAUGCAGAAGUUUUCAAGUUCGGAAUGUAUUACAGCAGCAGCUUAGAUAAUCGUAUCCUUUAACAAUCGGAUUUAUUCAAGGAGGUUUAAUAUUAUUAAAACUCCGUGGAUUUAUUAUUAUAAUUUACAUCUCCACAGACAUAUUGAUGAUUUAAUGAUGUUUAUUAAGGUCUCUAUACGGAAUGCGAAAUAUUUUAAUUUCCUUUAAUACCACCUUUCUAUAUCCAAAUAUUCGGAUCGUGAUAAGACAGGAAAAUGAAAGAAGGAGAUCGGAUUGUUUACCUCAUGGGACCGAAACAGUCACCAGUGAAAUUUAGUGGGAAUGUAUCGGGCAGAGUCGGGGUUAAACGAGGUCAAGAUGAAGAUGAAGCACCGCUGUUUGAAUUAACCCCCCAAGAUGGUUAUUAUAACAAUCUAUUACAUCCUGAUUGGGGAGCUAUAGAUGGCCAACUUUUACGUCCGUCACGACCUGAUUACAGUGAUUCUGUAUUUGAACCAUCUGGUACUGACCGUCCAAAUCCAUUUACAGUCAGUGAUACUGCACAUUUUGGAGAACCUGGAAAUGGAUCUGCUAGAGGGAGGAACUCUCUUCUUGUUUUCUUUGGUCAACAAGUAGUGGAAGAAAUCAUGGAUUCCCAACGUCCAGGAUGUCCAAGAGAAUUCUUCAAUGUUAAGGUACCUACUGGUCAUCCUAUAUACGAUCGAGAAGGAAAAGGCAAUAUUGAGAUGCCUCUACUAAGGACCAGAUUUGAUCAGAGAACGGGAUACUCCCCUAAUAAUCCGAGACAACAACUUAAUGAAAUUACACCUUAUAUUGAUGGUGGAUUGAUGUAUGGAACAUCUAAAGCCUGGACUGAUACUCUCAGAUCGUUUAAAAAUGGUGAAUUAUUGGCUGAGGGUAAUGAAGAGGAUAUAAAAUUAAGUUUUCCUAAUCAAAAUGACAUCAGGUUGCCCAUGGCUAACCCACCGCCACCCAGAGAACACAUACUCAAACCUGUCAACAGAUUUUACCGUUUGGGAAAUCCUAGAGGAAAUGAAAAUCCAAUGUUGCUGGCAUUUGGUGUGAUGUGGUUCCGAUGGCAUAAUGUAGUCGCUAGAAAAUUAAAAUUACAACACCCUACUUGGAAUGAUGAACAGUUAUUUAAUAGAGCUAGACAAUUUGUUAUAGCACAUCACCAGAACAUAGUCAUGUAUGAGUGGUUGCCCAAAUGGAUUAGUAUUUAUGAAAAUGGGACUGAAGAAAAUAUAUCAGAUUAUUCGGGUUAUAAACCUAACGUACAUCCUGGUAUCUCACAAGAAUUUCAGGCUGCAGCUUUGAGAUUUGGUCAUACUUUGGUUCCGUCGGGUAUAUUUACAAGGAAGAUCGUCGACAAUGGACAAUGUAAGGUAACUUCAAAUAUAAUAACCAACGGUACCGGUCAUAACGUACCAUAUACUGGAAUACGAGUUUGCACAUCAUUUUGGAAUUCUCAGUUGCUGUUAAUUAGUCAAAUAUCAAUAUUUGGUGACGGUAACAAGGUACCCCUUGAAACAGAGGAACCUGGUAUUGAUAGUGUAUUUCUGGGGAUGAUUCAUACUCUAUCUGAGAAAGAAGAUCAUAUUAUAGUUACUGAUUUGAGAGUCGCUCAAUCUACAGGUAAUGUAUUUGGCCCACUAGAUUUUAAUCAGCGUGAUUUAGCAGCUAUAAAUAUUCAACGUGGUCGGGAUCAUGGAUUACCUGGUUAUAAUGAAAUCAGACAAACUUAUGGUUUAAACAGAUUAGGAAAUUGGUCUGAUAUUAACCCAGAUCUAACAGAGAUUCUGGAGAAAUUAAGAGAGUUAUAUGAUAAUGAUACAGCACCAGAUAAUCUGGAUAUUUUUACUGGAGGAUUAUUGGAAACAACUGAUGAUGGGUUAGGUCCAUUAUUUAAGGCUAUAACAAUAGAGCAAUUUGAACGUAUUCGAGAUGGAGAUAGAUUUUGGUUUGAGAAUAGAAAUAAUGGGAUAUUUUCGGAUGCUGAAAUAGAAGAAAUCAAACAAAUAACAUUAAAAGAUAUAAUUGAUAAUACCACGAAUAUUGGAGCUGAUCAAAUGUCUAAUAGUGUCUUCUUGUGUAGAAAUAAUGAUACCAUAGCAGAAUGCAAUUGUAUGGCACCAUUUAAUAGAACAGCUAUAGAUAAUGGUAUACAUGAAGAAUGUGUUGAUUUAUCAACUUAUGAUUAUUUUUCUGGAAGUGAAGCAUCUUUUGCCUUAACAUUUGUAGCUCUAGGGCUAUGUGUUCCAUUAACCAUUGGUAUCAUGAUAUUUAUGGCUAAACGCAAAGAAAAGAAGAUGGCUGAAGCUAACAGACGUCGACCAGCAAGAAGUGACACAACUGAUCCCAAUAAAUUUUCUGCUACUGAAUGGGUUGGUAUUAAAAGUGGUGAAAGGAAUGUUAAAGUUGAAUUAGAUAGAAACCGUAAGAAAAUAAUGGUAACUGAUAGAACUGGCAAGACUUUAAGAUUAAUUGAUUUACGACGUACAGACAGAGUUCAUAUUAGAAUAUCAGAUGAUAAAGAUCAGUCUGUGAUUUCUGUAAGAGUUCCUGGUGAAACAGAUCUGAUUCUCCGAUUCAUAGGGUUAAGUGAACGUCAAACUAUUGUUGGUAAUAUUGAGAAAUUCUUACAAGAUUUAAGUAUAAAUAGAGAACGACAUGAGUUUACAGAAGCUACCAUUAUGAAAGAUGCUGUCACAUUUGAUGAUAGGAAGAAAUUAUUGGACACUUUCUUCAAAGUCAUUUGUUUACAGGCUUUCAACAAAAACAAGUCAGCUUUGAGUGAUCUUGGUAUUGAGAAUUUAGAUUUAACAACAGCCAAUGAAAUAAGAAAGAUUAAAUUAACUAGAACUGAGUUUGCUGAAGCUUUAGGUCUACAGCCUGACAGUCUGUUUGUCAGAAACAUGUUCUUACUGGUUGAUAGAAGUAAAGAUGGUUUUGUAUCAUUUGAAGAAUUUUUGAGUAUGUUUGUAACCAUGGCAAGCGGUGGAGCUGAAGAUAAAGCCAAACUAUUAUUUAACAUGUAUGAUUUAAAAAGAAAAGGAGAAUUAACUAGAAGAGAUUUUACUAAAAUGAUAAGAUCUAUGAUGGAUAUGGCUGAUGCUACAUUAGAUGAUUCAAGAGUUGAUACAUUCUUAGAUCAUAUGUUUGAACAAGCAGGUAUAGCAAAUAAACAAACUAUGACAUUUGAUGACUUCAAAAAGAUAUUUGCCUCAGAAGAACAUGGAGAAAUCUUACAGAAUGCUACUUUAGCUUUUGACAAAGUUGAGAAGAAAUCUGGUAAUGGUAAUAGUAAUUUAUUAAUGAGGAAGAAAACAGUUAUUAAUCAAUACAGAGAUAAAACUUUCCACCCUCAAAGUAGAAAUCGUGAAUCUAAAAUCCAUAUUGAAGCUACCAAGAAGCAGAUACCAAUGGGAAAGUUUCAGACUAAGAUUUAUGAAAUAACAAGAUAUAUAGAAAAUUACAGACUACAUAUAUUCUGGUUUAUUCUCUUUAAUCUGGUAACAUUAGGAAUCUUUAUUGAAAGAGCAUACUAUUAUUCGAUAGAAAGAGAACAUGCUGGAUUAAGAAGAUUAGCAGGUUAUGGUGUUAGUGUUACUAGAGGUGCUGCCAGUGUUCAAAUGUUUUUAUAUGUUAGUUUACUAGUGACUAUGAGUCGUAACACUCUAACAUUCUUCAGAGAGACAUUUCUACAUCGCUUUAUUCCAUUUGAUGCAUUUCAUGCUAUGCAUAAAUAUACAGCUCUCUUAGCUUUGAUAUUUACAGCAAUGCAUAUAAUUGGACAUGGUAUAAAUCUGUUUCAUAUCAGUACACAAGCUUCAUCUGAUUUAAACUGUUAUUUUAGAGAAUAUUUCAGAGCAACUGAUGUCUUGGCUACAUUCCACUACUGGGCUUUUACUACUAUCACUGGUAUCACAGGAGUAAUUCUUACAUUAAUAAUAAUUGUUAUGUAUGUAUUUGCUACUGAAUAUGGUCGAAGACAUCUUUUCAAUGCCUUCUGGUUUACCCACAAUUUCUACGUUUUCCUGUAUAUAUUCCUCAUUUUACAUGGUAUUGGACGUCUGGUACAAGAUCCAUUAUUCCCGUAUUUCUUCUUGGGACCCUUAGUAGUCUUUGUAUUGGAUAAAAUGGUCAGUUUGAGUAGAAAUAAAGUCGAAAUCGUUGUGAAAAAGGCUGAAAUAUUACCAUCUGGCGUGACUAAUUUGGUAUUUAAAAGACCACUGAAUUUUGACUACAAAUCUGGACAAUGGGUGAGAAUAGCCUGUUUAGAUCUUGGACAGAGUGAAUACCAUCCUUUUACCUUGACAUCAGCUCCACAAGAAGAGAAUCUUAGUUUACAUAUCCGAGCCGUUGGACCUUGGACUACCAAUAUCAGGAGAGUUUAUGACAUAAAUAACAUUGUUAGUGAGAAAGGCUUCCCAAAGUUAUAUUUGGAUGGUCCAUUUGGUGAAGGACAUCAAGAUUGGUAUAGAUACCCUGUGGCUGUAUUAGUAGGUGGCGGAAUUGGUGUCACUCCAUUUGCUUCCAUUCUUAAAGAUUUGGUACAAAAAUCUAAGAUGAAAGUGAAAUUCCCUUGCCAAAAGGUUUAUUUCUUGUGGGUAACGAGAACACAGAAGAGUUUUGAAUGGAUGACUGAUAUUAUUAGAGAAGUAGAAUUAGGAGAUGUCAAUAAUUUGGUUUCAGUUCAUAUAUUCAUUACCCAAUUUCAACAAAAAUUUGACUUACGAACCACUAUGUUGUAUAUUUGUGAAAGGCAUUUCCAGAAAGUGGCUGGGCAAAGUUUAUUUACUGGAUUGAGAGCGACAACUCAUUUUGGACGACCCAAGUUUCAAGAUUUCCUUUUAUCUUUAGCACAUGAACAUGAUGGGGUACCUCAAGUAGGUGUGUUUAGUUGUGGACCACCACCAAUGACCAGUAAUGUAGAUAAAGCCUGCUCAUCACUCAAUAAAUUAGAAGGCCCCACAUAUGUACACCAUUUUGAAAACUUUUAGAAAGUAGUAGCUAGUAGUUACCUUGUACUUAGUUAUAUGGAUCUGCUGUACAAUUUUCUAUAAUAUUUAUAUCCUGAAUUUUAUUAUUAAAAUUGAAUUUAUUUUGUCUGUGGAUAGAGCUCAAUUCCGCUAUCCAUGCCACUUUUCCUAAUGCAGUUAUUAACAAUGAUGUUACAACAGCUUCUUCUGAAGACAAUUACCCAGUACAUUCUUAUUUAAAAGCAUUUGAACAAAUCAGAUUUUCAUUAUAAAUAGAGACAAGAAUUCCUGAAAUUGAGUCUUGGUACCUGGUAUAACAAACAUUGAGCAUUUGUAUUUUCAUAUAAGAAAUAUUUAAAAGGUUUCUAAUUUUCAAAAAUUUUAUUGUUACAACAAAGCAUAGAAAAAGCAUGACAAUACCAGGCCUUGCCCUAAAUUGUGGAAUGAAAGAAGGAAUUUGAUAAACAACCUCUUGAAAUUUACUUUCAAGGCAAACACUUCAUCACUCUACUUAAAGGGCAAGUCCUGAUAAUAUAGUUUGUAAAUAUAUAAUUUUUAUAUCAUGUAUUUUUGAAUGAUGAUAAUUCAUUAAACUAAUGGUUUUAUAAUACAUCUUACUACUAAUAUAGCCUUUCAUUUUAUCAAAUUUCUUCAUGUAUAAAAUUGCUUUAUAUUAUUCUCUUUGAAAUUUUCUGCAUGAUGAAAUAAGUAGAAUUUUCUUCCUCUCAGGUAGCUUUUAUGUGAUCCUGUGCAAAGUGACCAUGAUCUACCCCAGAUUUACUAUACUAUAUAUAUAUAUACUAUACUCAUGUAGAAGUUUUUUCUUGCCAUCUAAAUAUAUUAUAAUCAUGAAUUAUUUUAUAUGUAUGUAAUGAUUUCAUAUUAAAACUAUUCAUUAUGAAGAUCAUUUAAUGAAAAUAAGAAUUAAUGCCAAAAAUAGUAAACACCUGAUAGAAAUAUAAAGACUGAUUAAAGAAAUCUGCUUUUACAAAAAAGAUUAUGGCAGUCAAUUUCUUUUCAAGCUCUUCAUGCUAUUUUGAGAUUUGACGUCAGAAUUGAUAUGGAAUAUUUCAUGCUCAUAAAAUCUUUUUUUUAUUUUUGGUAUAAAACUAUGUAUAGAAACAAAAUAUAUUUUUUUUUCAAUUACUAUUUUGUGAUUAUCACAUAUAUGUGUGAUUUCUGUAAUUACAAACAUACCUGACCAGAUUAUAAUGUCACUGACACAAUCUCAAAUUCUAUUAGAGGUAAAUGGUUUUAGCAAUAGUGGGUCAUAAUCUAGUUUUUCUAGAACAGGAACUGCAGACAGAAGAUAGGAUAGUGCCAAAAAAAGUUAUAACUGCACCCUGAUAAUUAGGUGACAAAUCUUUUGACCUUUGAGAGAAACAUCAGAGACAUGCUUCUUAAGUUUUUGCAGAUCCGAAUAGCAGCCCAUCUAGUCCAUAGAAACAUAGAAAUGUGAAUCAAAAAAUAUUAGAGGUUUAUGACUAUAAUUUAGAUCACCCGAUGACUGACAUGUAAUGGCUAACCUCUACUUGAUUUCCGAUAGAGGAUAUUGACUGUCUAGACAUUUGAGCUUCCCUGUCGGUCAUGUCUGGCAUAUACAGGAAAAUCAACAGCCCUGCUUUCAACAGUUCUGAAUAUAUUACAUUUUAAAUCCACACCCUUCUUUUGAUUAGUAUAAAAACACAUCCUCAUAUGAUAUCAUAUUCUUUUAAGUCAACUAUAGUAUUUUCAAUUUUACAACACUGGCAGAAAACUAUUUAGGUCUAUCUGUGAUAAAAGUAAAGCUAUUCAUUUGUACAUAUGUAAAUGUAAAUAAAGUGGAAUUUAAAUAGAAAUGUUCAUAGCCAACUCUUCUAAUGGUCUCAAUCUACUUUCACUUAAAACAACUGACAGCUCUUUAUAUCUAUUAUAUUUUUCUUCAAUUUUAUCACUUGUCUCUAAUAUUUUCUUCUGCUUUGGUUUUAAGGCAUUUUGUAACAAUCUAUUCUGAGAUUCUAGUGAUUUGACAAGUUCUUGAAACUGAUUGUGUUGUUUGGUUUUAACUGAUAGAAGAUGGGCUUCAAUAUCUAACUCUGGUUCACCUGUAGGUCUCCAUGCUGUAACAUUGUUAUCAGACUCUUCACUCAAUCUAUCAAUUUCAUUUAACACUUGGGCUAUAUUUUCUUCUUUAUACAUACACUCCAUUUCUGCUAAUAUGUGUUCUUUAAACUGUUCAAUGAAUUUUUGAUGAAGUUUCCUAAAAUUUUCUGGAUCUUUCUUAUAAAUUGGUUUCAAAUGCAAAGCAAACUUUUUAAAUCUUGCUGACGAUAUACACAAUUUGACAACUCUUUCAAUGAUCUCCCUAAAUAGUUUCAUUCGGACCCCUUCUUCAACCGAACUGCAUUUGUCAACAGUAGUCGUUGUAUCAUUGCCUUUUUCAUCUUUGAAGUUCUG